Bactrocera dorsalis (oriental fruit fly) is the source of this 7034-nucleotide messenger RNA. RefSeq names its product proteoglycan 4. The coding region runs from base 1260 to 6275 and encodes 1671 amino acids. NCBI's taxonomy places the organism in Eukaryota, Metazoa, Arthropoda, Insecta, Diptera, Tephritidae. The transcript has 6 exons. The record is from RefSeq and is a predicted model, not a curated record.
AAGCCACACAACCAUCAACAAGCCAGUCAAAGAGUUGAGCAAACAGCUGCAGCAGCCACAACCAAACCAACAGUUGCCAUCGUAGCGCAGGGGUACUUACGUAGCGGCGCAAGGCUUUCCAUUUCUUCAGUUUGUUAACGAAACGCAAACGAUGCAGACGCGCAUCCACGGUAGCUGCGGCAAACAAACGACUAACUAACUGUUUUGCAUACAAAAAAUUGUAACUCAAUUGUAGAACUGCAUUACUGGAUUUUAAAGUGUGUGUACAUUUUCGUUGUUUACUUGUUGUUUUGUGGCAUCGACUAGUAAAAGUGACUUCCUCGUGCACCUUUCGAUUCGAAGUGUUUGCGAUUUGCGCAUAAAACAAUUAUUCGAGUAAAUCGUAGCAAAAAUAAGUGAGCAGAAUUGCUUUCGAUACUGCGUUGGUAGUCAAAGCCAGUGGUGUGUGUCCAACCAGUGGCUGCAAGCGGAUUAGAAAUCUGCGCAACGUAGCCAGUAUUUCACCAAACUCCACCAGCCGCCACCCACCGCAGUUGGCGCGCAUGCUUCGAAGCCAUUGACGCCUGGCGCAUUUUUUUUGCUCUCGCUCGAAAUUUUCGCCACUUGCAGUGAAUGCACGAUACGCGAAAAGCCAAACAAAGUGCAACGCGGUGAAAAUCGUUUUCGUUUUUCCUGGCAACGUUCGUACACUUAAAGCGCGCAGCGAGCAUUUAAGCGCAAAAAGUCGGCGCAUUUUCUUUAACUCUACUAAUUUACAGACAAAGUGUUACUUUGCGUUUGAUGGCUUAAUUAGUUGCAAGCGCAAAUGAAAAUAAACAAACAAAACGCAAACUUUUUUCGAAAAAGUGUGCAAGAAAUCCGAAGCUGCGCAGAACUCUGUAAAUAAUUAAUACGCGAAAAAGAAAGCAAAAGCGCUAAACAGUAGCUGCCAAAGUAAAGCAAAAAAGUUAAAGCGAAAAACCAAAAAACAUAACUGUAAAAAGUAGGUGAAACUCAAGCGGAAAUUGCAAAAAUUAAAUUUAUUAGCAAAAGCAAAAACAAAACGCAAAUUCUGCACGCGUGUGUCUGUGUGCGUUGUGCGCAAGUGAAAAGCUCUGCAGCAAACGGCAAAGCAUUGAUUCUAGUAACUGAAGAUUUAUUAACUGUACGUUCUGCAUUAUUUGUGUCAGGAAGUCAGGAACACGCAGGCGAUAUAUUUACAGUGAUUUCGUAAAUUUGGUUUCGAACGCUUGGCACGUACUUGAGUUUAUGGCCCAACAAUGACCCGACAACAGCAAACGUUUAACACCCCAAGCAGCGCGUUGAUCGCUUGCCUCUGUGUGUGCUUGUUCGCGCAUGCGCAGGCAGCUGAAAAAUGGUCACGUCAAUUGGAACCGACCUCACCCGGCGUCUCCGACUCGUUCGAUUGGGUGCCGCUAGCGCAACCAGUGGACAGCUCGACUGCCAAAGAUCGUUCAGCGAAUGCGCGUGUGCUCACCUACUCACAGGCUUUUCCGCCCAAUGGUCGCUUUGGUGAUUUGCCAAAGCCGCAUAAUCCACCAGCGCCGCAACAGCAGCCUUUCGAUUUCCCAUACCAAUUUCAACGCUUCGUAAAUCAGCCACAAUCGCGUCCACAAGUCGGUUCGCCUUUCGGUGCGUCACCGCUAAAGGCAUCCGCACUACAAGGCGGCGAACCGACUUCACAGUCUUUCUUCAAAUUUGAAAUGCCUUUCCGUACAGAUGGUGGUAAUCGUGAUGUUGGCGCCACCGGGCCAAGCUCACUGCAGACCGGCUAUCAGAUACAACACACUUUUGGUGGUGGCGGCGCACAAGCGACACUCUUCAGUUCACCAUUAUACAAUCAGCAACCGGUGUUCCCACCAGAAUUCCAUCCAAUACCACAGAAACCCAUUCAGCAACCUUUGCAGAAACCGUUGCCACAACAGAAUUACAUCGAAGAUAGCUUCCCGGCUAAGAAUAUUUAUCGCGAGUCUAAACCGAAUCCAACGCAGCAAUCUUUGCAAAGCGUUACGCCACAAGUAUUCCCUGCCGACCCACCAGUGGAGCAGUUCUUCGAUUUGAAUAAACCGCAAUCUGGCUACAACGGACAAAUACCUUCGUAUCAACAACCGGAAAGCUUACCAACAGCGCCCUUCCAACAAAGCGCACCGACCGCACCCGCCUUGGCGCCCAACAGCAAUGCUGGCAAUCCACAAGAUGUACAGUUGUUGUAUGUGCCAUAUGACACGCUCUAUAAUCAGCAAAAACCCGAGUCGCAAGCUUUCGAAGUGAACAAAUACAAUGUGAAUCCGUCACUGCCCACGGUUAAUCCAUUCCAAAUCAAUAAUUUCUAUACGCAAGACACGCUUGGUUCGCUGGAUCAACAGAACUAUUUUACAUCAGCGCCCAGUACGAGCACGAGCCGCCCCAAGACCACCACACUCAAGCCGACAACUAUUUUCCAGAAUUAUGUUAAUCCUCAACAGCAACUAACUACACCACGUCCGAAACCGAAGGCUCAUCAACCACCACUUGCUAUGUUCUUGGUGCGUAACUCAGCGCGUCCCACGCAAGCCGAUGUUGUUUCAGCACUACGUCACUCCAACACAAUCGCUGUUGUCGAUGCGCCCACCAAGAAGAUACCAGAGAUAUUCGUCGGUCCAGCUGGUAUGUCGACACCGGAAGGUUAUGCGAAGUUUGAGCUACCCUAUUUGUCGCAACUCGCACAAAACCGUGAGCUGCGUGAGAUACCUUUCUUUGUAGCGCCGCUUAGUUACCGCACACCCAGCGGUUUCAAUAAGAUCCUUCUGCCUGAGCCACAUGUUGGCUCAAUCGUCAUAAAUCUCGCCAAAAGCAAUAGCGCCACACAAGAAAUUGUGAGCCAGCCAGCCAAGCCAAGCGUAGUUUAUAGCCAAAACGAUGUUAAUCAGUAUCAGCCACCACAGCCCACACAGCGUGUGCGUCCACAACGUGUCAAGCAACCAUCAACCACCAAGGACUACUAUCCAGCGCUGAAUGAGCCAGUGCAGAAACCACGCGAUCAAUUUGAGAUCACCACUCAACGUUCCACACUGGCGCCUACACGCGGCAACAAAUUUAACUACUUCUACAAUCAAGAUGCCAUACGCGAGGUCAACUCACCGAAAGUCACCAAACUUGAUCGCCCAAAGAAGAAACGUCCACAGCACACAGUUCAACAACAACAGCAGCAACCAAUUGAACAACCUGCUUUCACACAAACCAUUAACAAUCCUUAUGCUCAAUUCCAACCAGCACCUAACCAGAUAAUCAAUGAUGACAUCUACAAAGUUCAGCCCAACCGUCCAGCGCCCAGCACUUCCACUUCCACAAGCACCACAACUAGCACGACUUCAACGACUGCUGCACCAGCACAUACCUUCUUCACAUACAAUCCCAAUGGACAGGUUGAUUAUCAAAACGCCAACGGUCCUCUCUACUCUUUCGGUACCAUACCAAAAGAACCUGUUGAGGAGCAGCUACCACGUUUCACCACACGUCCACCCACAAGCACUACGCCAGAAGAGGAGUAUCGCAUGAAACAGUAUUUCCGUCAACAAGAUGCUUUCCGCAAUCGUCCACAAUUAGUAAAUCCCACGAAUCCACCUUUCGAGCAGGUACAAUAUACGCCUGUUGAUUUAGACUAUGAACGAGAUGCCAAUGUACCAUCCACAACUCAUAAGACCACAUCGACAACUAAACAACGUAUUACGUUCUAUUCACCGUCGCAAUCAGCGAUCUCGGGACCGGAAGAUGCAUACAAUGUGGUCUCGCCACAACGGCCGGAUGUCUUAGAACUGCAGCGCGAAAAAGAUGUACAGACUGAAUUGAAACCGCUUCGCCAGCCAGCAGCUAAUCAACGGCCUUUAUAUAAUCAAAACGAGAUUCCCGAUAGCACCGUGGAAUAUGACCCCAAUCCUUAUCACGUACCCUCAGAAUUGCCACCACUCACACCAAAUCUACCAGGACUUGUAAACAAUUUGCAAGAGAAGGACAAACAAAAUGCUAUAAGUGAACUUGCUACAACUACACCCAAUCAGCCAGAGCCAGAAUCUGAACAGCCCACACGUCCAACCAGACGUCCACUCAAUCGUGUGCGUAAGCCACUCGUUUCUAAAGUAACCUCUUCUGUAUCCUACUCAGAAACGGAAACAUCUACAAGACGUCCCGCACAACGUGUACGUCGUCCAUUUGGUUCACGCGCAACAGCCAGCACUACCAGUUCACCAGAUGCCGAGGGAGAAAUCGCACCGACAACACGCCGUCCAUCGUCUGCAGCACGUAAUCCACUUAUACGCAAUCCCAAUCGUAUACGCUACCAACCCACACAAGAGGAACGCCAAAGCUUACGUACAAAACACCGUAAGAAGUAUGGCGAAUCAGGCAAAGAUGAAGAUUUGGACUACCAACGCGAUGUGUUGAAUCAAAAUUAUCCAGUCAUAAAGCCAUUGUCAUCACGCAAACCAUCUAGUCCGACGGCAAUCCCCAGUUCUUAUGCGACAAACUACGGUUCCGAAGCACCGACAUCAGAAACUCAACAAGUGUACACGGUUACACCGAGCAAUACGAUAGAAACGAAUGAGCAGACCUUCCCAGCCGGUAUGUUGGAGCCAAUGCAAAUCGCACAACAGUACAGUCAGUACACUAAAGACAAUUUCGGACCUGGUUAUUUCCCCAAUCAAGAGGAUUUAAGUCCUACAGAACCGAUCAUACGCAAUGAGAUUAAUCCAGUAUUUACCACAUUGCCGAGUACAACAAGCACCACUACCACUACCGCAGCCCCAACAACAACCACUGAAGAACCGUUAGUUACCACAAGACGUUCGCCAUUUAUACGCCGAAACUAUCCACGUUUGCGCACUACAACUACCGAACCGCCAACCACAACAACACCGGAAACCGAAACUAAAACUUCGCUACGUCCACGCAUACCGCCACGUAAGGUGAUUAGGGUGCGUGCACGCACGCGUCGUCCACAAAUUUUAUCAUCAACCACGUCGAUUCCAGAGGAGGAAGCUGAAGUCGAAGAGCCCAAGAAUAAUUUCCGCAAAAUAAAUCGUUUCAAUCAUGAUCUGUAUGAGAACGAGGCCUCUCCACCACAAAGACGUCGUCAAAGACCGAACUUCCAACUGGAUGGUCAGGAAUCACAAUGGUCUCCGGCAUUGAAAUUUGGCGGCAAUCACCACUUCAAAGCUACUAACCCCAAGGAACAGAACAAAGAGAAAGAACAUAAGUUCGAAGAAGAGCCGGAAAUCGUAACCGUCGGACCUGAAGAUAGCAAAAAGGCGGAUAACUUUGAAGUGAAUGUAUCCGCAAGCUUUGGUGAGACAAAGCCAGCACUUAAAGAGCCUAAUCUAAAACCCGAGAAAUCAUUUGCUGAACUUCUAGAAGAAGUCAUGGGCAAGGCACCUGAAGAGAAACCACUCGAGUCGGCAGAAGAGUCUACGCAGCGUACUACUGAUGGAACCUUCUUUGAGUCGCAGAAAACCACGAUAUUCAACCGCGUCAACAGACGCAACAAAUUUAAGAAACUCAGAUUGCCCUCAACACAAAACACUGAAAGCUUCGAGACGGCCGAGUCGCAAGGUCUUGGUUCGCAACUGUACAAUUCACUCUACGGCAAGGAAAAGUCUACAGAUGAAAUAGUGAAGGAGCUUAAGACGACCACGCCACUUACACCGGUAUCCACCACAUUGACAACAACAACAAACAGUCCACUAAGUACAAUGAACACCAACGAGGCGACAACAUCGGAACCCUUAGAUGUCACAUCGUUUGCAACAACACUCGCUAUGGAUGAAGAUGUGGAUAGAAGCACAAUCGCGCCAACAGGAAAUGAAGACGAAAAUGCAACCGAAGAGAGUGCUACACGACGCAUGGAUGAAGCAGUCGAUGAUCUGGAAUCGCAACCAAGCAUAUUCUCCGAAGUCAAGAGACAACUACACGAUCUAUUCGCCAUCGACGAGUCGGAAGAUCAUGCGGUAACCGCAGCAUUGGCGGCAGUCGGCAAGCGCAGACAAGAAUACAUGAAUAUUAAACGCACCAAAGCCGAUACGACAACGCAGGCGAUGAACGCCGUAACGGAGGAAGCUACAGAACCCACAUUAUCAGCGACGGCUGUGAAAGCGCCAGCGGACGACCAAGCUAAAAAGAAUUUGAUGGACAAAGUCAUCUAUGCCACGUCCACGUCGAUGAAAGUGACAUCCGAAACGGAGAUUUGCUAUCGUGGACGUUGUAUACGCUCCGAGGAUUUGCCGGCGAAUCAUAAAUUGAAUUAAGUCGGGAAGCGCUCAGCGCAAGCGAAGACAAUAUGCCGCAGCGAAGUAAGAGAGGUCGAUGUACUCUCCCUUUCUCGUAUCAGCUGGUUUUUAUAUACGUAUUCAUGAAAGUAGCUUAUGCGAAUUCGUAUUCAGAGAGAAGAUUGUGAUAAUAUGAAGAAAGAAACAAUACAGCAAAAUCAAAAUUUCCAUAACUACACAAUCUGUACUUAGAACAUAACAAUAACCGACUUAAUAAGUGUAUAUUAAUAUGACUAUAUAAUGACUUAUCACCGUCGAGUUGAUGAGUUUAGCUAUGUUUGUAUGAUAGUUUGUAGAUGUUUCUGGAAUUUUCCUUUUUUCUAGUGCGCGCUGUCCCUAUGACUUUAUUGUAAUUACUUAGCUUUUAAAAUAAAGUUACGAAAAUCUAGUUUAAUUUAUAAGGGAGUAUAAAAGUUCCGAAACCUGCGACGCGUCCAGUGUGUUUUUGUUACAUUUAUCCUUCCAUUAUAUUAAUAUAAGCUUAAUUAUUAAUAAAUAUAUAUAUAUUUUGUAUGCAACAGUAAUCAAAUACUUUAUAUAAUUAAUGUAAUUAAACGAAACGAAUUAUUAAUUUUAUUUCUAAUGAAUUUUUGUAGCCACAGGAACGAGUAAAAAAAUAUAUUAUAUUGUUAUUGUAUUGUAUUAUUUUUAAUAAGUCUUAUAUGAUUGCGAAUUAAGUAGCCUUAAGUCUGUAAUAUAUUUAAUAAAACAAUAAACUUAACAAUAAUAAAACUUAAA